Messenger RNA from Prunus armeniaca (apricot), 657 nucleotides. Lineage: Eukaryota; Viridiplantae; Streptophyta; Magnoliopsida; Rosales; Rosaceae. The record is from the annotation of a GenBank genome assembly.
AUGGCUGGGUACAAAGCUGAUGAUGACUAUGAUUACUUGUUCAAGCUGGUUUUGAUUGGUGAUUCUGGUGUAGGAAAAUCAAACCUGCUUUCCAGGUUCACGAGGAACGAGUUUAAUCUGGAGUCCAAGUCUACUAUUGGGGUGGAGUUUGCUACCAAGACUAUGAACGUUGAUGGAAAAACCAUUAAGGCUCAGAUUUGGGACACUGCUGGCCAAGAGAGAUAUCGAGCCAUUACAAGUGCAUACUACCGAGGAGCCGUGGGUGCUUUGCUAGUGUAUGAUGUAACUCGGGGAGCCACAUUUGAGAAUGUAGCAAGGUGGUUGAAGGAGCUGAGGGACCAUACCGACCCCAACAUUGUAGUCAUGCUCAUUGGCAACAAAUCAGAUCUUCGCCAUCUGGUGGCCGUCUCAAAAGAGGAUGGUAAAUCUUUUGCUGAAAGAGAGUCCCUCUACUUCAUGGAAACUUCUGCAUUGGAAGCAACCAAUGUAGAAAGUGCAUUUACUGAAGUCUUGACUCAAAUAUACCGUGUCGUAAGCAAGAGGGCAGUUGAGGCAGGCAACAACGGAAGUGCUACUGCUGUUCCGUCCAAAGGACAGACCAUAAAUGUCAAAGAUGAUAGUUCUGUUUUUAAGAGAAUUGGAUGCUGCUCAAACUAG